GGAGGAAGAGGACUAAUGGACUUCUGUUUACGUUCCUUCAUCGCCCUGCAGCUGCCAAUCAGCCGCACCGAGUCACGUGACCCUCAGGGGGGGGGGAGGCCUCAUAAGAGCAGCUGCAGCAGAACCAGCAGCUCAGAACCAGAGCCAGCACCAGGACCAGCAGGAGAAACCCGACCAGAACCCAGUAUGCAUCACGCUCGCUGUCCCGCCAUCUUGGUCCUCGCCGCGCUGGCCGCGCUCAGCCUGGGCGUUUCGUCUCAGGCCGACAGAGACCAGGACCCCUACCAGAACCAGAACCAGAACCUGGACCUGGAGCUGCGUCACCACCGGCUGCUGCAGCGAGCCCGCAGCGCCGGACUGCUCUCGCAGGACUGGUCCAAGCGGGCCGUGGAGGACCUGCUGGCCCAGAUGUCGAGGUCGGAGGUCGAGGCCCAGCAGGACGAUCCGGAGGCGGCUUCCAGAGGAACCGGGUCCAGACUGAACCUGGAGCGGUCCGUGGAAACCACGGCCCGCGAACGCAAAGCCGGCUGCAAGAACUUCUACUGGAAG
Messenger RNA from Poecilia reticulata (guppy), 549 nucleotides. The record is from RefSeq and is a predicted model, not a curated record. NCBI's taxonomy places the organism in Eukaryota, Metazoa, Chordata, Actinopteri, Cyprinodontiformes, Poeciliidae.